Priapulus caudatus is the source of this 1409-nucleotide messenger RNA. Its product is annotated as extracellular signal-regulated kinase 2-like. The coding region runs from base 49 to 1389 and encodes 446 amino acids. Lineage: Eukaryota; Metazoa; Priapulida; Priapulimorpha; Priapulimorphida; Priapulidae. Gene Ontology annotation, cellular component: nucleus; cytoplasm. Gene Ontology annotation, biological process: protein phosphorylation; intracellular signal transduction. The transcript has 12 exons. The record is from RefSeq and is a predicted model, not a curated record. Gene Ontology annotation, molecular function: ATP binding; MAP kinase activity.
CUGGAAGUGUAAGACUAAGAGACAGGUGCAUGAAACACGUAAUGAAAGAUGACGGAUGAUAAUAUCGAAGACUGUAUAAGUAAAAAAUAUACAAUCAAGAAGCGACUGGGAAAAGGGGCAUAUGGAAUUGUGUGGAAAGCCGUGGACAAGCGAACAGGAGAAGUAGUGGCUGUAAAGAAAAUAUUUGAUGCCUUUCGAAAUAGGACCGAUGCUCAAAGAACAUUCCGGGAAAUCAGCUUCCUACAGGAAUUCUCCGAUCACACAAAUAUUGUCAAAUUGCACAGCGUGUUAAAGGCAGAAAAUGAUAAGGACAUCUAUCUCGUGUUUGAAUAUAUGGAGACGGACUUGCACAAUGUGAUAAAGAAAGGUGGUAUACUGAAAGAGAUCCACAAACGCUAUAUCAUGUACCAGCUGUUCAGGGCAGUAAAGUAUCUGCACUCAGGGAAUGUGAUCCACAGGGACAAUAAGCCGUCAAACAUCUUGCUGGAUGCUGACUGCACGGUGAAGCUGGCAGAUUUCGGACUCGCGCGGUCACUAGCUCAGCUCGAGGAUGACGAAGUAGACCCGUGCUUGACGGAGUACGUUGCCACCAGGUGGUAUCGCGCUCCUGAGAUCCUGCUCGGCUCUCACAGGUACACAAAGGGUGUCGAUAUGUGGUCAUGUGGCUGCAUACUAGGAGAGAUGUUCCUGAGUAAGCCGGUUUUCGCAGGCAAAUCAACCAUCCAUCAAAUAGAGAAGAUCAUGACCAGUAUACCCACUCCCUCUCCCACAGAUGUGAUGUGCAUAGGAUCUUCAUAUGGUGCUUCUGUUGUGGAGAAGGCAGCGAGAAAGCCAAAGAAGCCGCUGGAUGAGUUGCUAGGCAACGUGCCGGCAGACGCGCUGGACCUCGUGCAGAAGCUGCUGGUGUUUAACCCGGACAAGCGCCUGACGGCAGAGGAGUGCCUUGCUCACCCGUUCGUCGCCAAGUUUCACAAGCCGAGCGAUGAACCCAUUGUUGGCUACAACGUGCUGCCACCUAUCAGCGAUCACCUGCAGCUAUCAGUGUCAGAGUACCGGGGCAAGUUGUACGAGUUCAUCAGACAGAGGCGAACGCGUCAGCGUCGGCAGAAGCUUAAGCAGACGCAUCCGUCCACCUCCUCCGGCAGUCCCACCCCGCGCACGCCCAGCAACGCGCGCACAGCGCCACCUGCCGACAGCCAGAGAAGAGAAUCACUGAAGGCUAUCGCAUCCAACGCGACCGGUGAAGGUGAUGCACCCUCGGCCGUGGCGAGAGUGAAGGGAUCUCAUGUUGCCUGGGCGAAGGACACGGGUGUCAUACCCAACCACAGGAGGUCCAGACCUGUGUCUGCCGCCAUCACGGCAUACGUAAGCGCGCGCUGUCACGCGUAAAAACACGGUGGCAGUCCCGU